AGGUAAAUUGUGCCUCAUUGGUGGCCCAUCUCAGGUUUCUCUUUGAUACUUGUUAUAAGUUCUCUUGUGAUAAAAAUAGAUACACAAUGUAAAAAAAUACGAAGAAAAAGAUAUAGCAAUUUUCGAAUUUGUACAAAGCGCAAAAACGAAAAAAUCAAUAGAGAUUAUAUAGAAAAUAAAAGGAAUGAAAGAUGACGGAUAAGGAAAUAGCUCGUAUUCCUUUUUCUCAGGAACAAACCAAACAAACACGUCUCAGUAUCGAAGAUCGUGUUAAAAUUGUAGAACGACUUGAUAAUGGAGAAAAGGGCAGUGAUCUAGCACGGGAAUACAAGAUAUCCAGGUCGGCAAUAACAUUUAUAAAGAAAUCCAAGGAAUAUCUGAUAAAACAAAGAAGUGCACUUAUUAUGUGCCAAGGACAAACAUCCAAGAAAAGAUGCACUGGUGUUGAAAAUAGUCCUCUCGAGCAAGCUCUAUAUGAAUGGUUUCUACAAAAGAAAAGUAUAGGAGAACCUGUUACAGGAACAAUGUUGCAAGAGAAGGCAAUUGAGUUGAAUAAAAUGCUUAACGGUGCCAGUAAUUUUAAAGGCACCAAUGGUUUCAUAUCCAAAUUUAAAAAAAGGCAUAGUAUUGGAUCUUCAACAGUUCAUGGGGAAAGAGCUUCUGCAAAUAAAAAUGCGAGUACUUUUUGUCGAGAAUUUAUAAAAUACAUUAUGGACAAUAAAAUACCAUUGGAUAAAGUUUAUAAUGUCAAAGAAACUGUACUCUAUUGGAAAACAAUGCCAAAUAAAACUCUUAUCAGCAGUGAACAUGAAGCGCCUGAUAGAGAAUCGGACAAAAACAAAGUCACAUUGAUGGUAUGCACAAAUGCAACAGGAAGUCACAAAUUGCCUAUGUUGAUUGUUGGAGAAACAUAUAACUGUUUAGAGAACGUAAGAUCAUCGUCAAUUAUUUAUAUAAGACAGAGCAAUGCAUGCAUAGAUAAACAGUUGAUGUUGACAUGGUAUCAAGAAAUUUUCCUACCAGAAAUUGAAGCAGUUCAUAACUCCAAUACCGAACAAUGUUUUCUUCUACUCAAUGAUGUUUCCAAUUAUCCUUCGGUAGAAGAACUUAACUCAAUCAGUGAACGAUGUCAAGUAAUUUGUCUACCAUCUGAUACGACUUCACUUAUACCUAUGGAUCAAGGAGUUAUUGAAAAACUGAAGAAGAUAUACAGAAAACAUUUUUUAAGAGUAAUACUUGCAGCAGAAACUGCAGAAGAUGUCCAGAAAUUGUUGAAAUCUCUUGACAUACUUAAAUGCUGUCAUUUAAUAAGUGAUGCUUGGGACGAAGUGACGGAAAUUAUCAUAAGAGAUAGCUGGAAGAAUAUCUUUCCUUUAUGCCUAGAAGAACUACUUGAUUCACGAUUAUUUUUGAAUAUGGUAAAUAAAAUUCCUGAAUAUGACAAUAUCACAUUAGAAGAUAUUAAUUUAUGGUUAAACAGUGACAACAAUAAACAAGAAUGCCAAGUAUUAAAUCAAGAAGUGUUAGAUCAAGAACUGGAGUUCCCAGAACAUCAUGAAAAUGAUGAAGUUGACCAAGAAAUAAACCAAGAGAAUGAAGAGGAGGAAGAAAACAAGGAAUAUUUAAAUUACAAUGACUCUACAAAUGAUGUUACAUCAAAAAGUGCUCUCGAUGCGAUUAUUACAUUCUUAUUCUGGUAUCAAACUCAAAAUCAAUGUUCUCUUCAAGAUCGUCAAUAUAUACGAAAAUUCUGGAAACGUGCAAUGGACGAGAUACUUCCAAAGGAUAAUUAAUAAAUAAUAUAAUAUAUAUAAAAUCUUAUACAUUAAAAUACCCACUUAUUAAAGUUUGUUCUAUCAUAAUAAAUUACAUUUUUAU
Molecule: messenger RNA, 1878 nt
Organism: Formica exsecta
Lineage: Eukaryota; Metazoa; Arthropoda; Insecta; Hymenoptera; Formicidae
Product: jerky protein homolog-like
Exons: 2
Coding region: 192-1793 (533 amino acids)
Cellular component (GO): nucleus
Molecular function (GO): DNA binding
Source: RefSeq, a predicted model, not a curated record